UCUUCGUCCCUCUCAAUUACCCUUUUUGUAUUUGCAUUUUAGGGAGUACUUCGUAUGGAUAUGUCACUAUGAUCAAUCCUAUUCCUGUUUCAAGAACGGGUGUUUGUUCUAGUCUUAAGGGAAAGUGAAGUAUUCUCUUUCAUUGUAGGUCGGAUUUUUAGUCAUUUUUUAUUUUGUUAUUCCACUCAUUGAAUUUAGUUGUUAAGUAGCAGGACUGGAACUACAAUAGAGUAAUGGCGUCUUCAGAUGAUGAGGCUGAGACCUUACCAGUACCACCUGUCUCAAAUUAUCACUUUGUGGAUCACAAGGAAGAACCUAUUUCAUUCUCUAUUUUGCCGAUUAAAUGGGAUGAAGGGAGAGUGGAGGGCAGUCAAGAACCUGUUUUCCUCCAUGGUACAGUUGAUAAUGGACUUCAAAAGGUUUAUAAACAGGUUACCGCAUGGAGAUUUAAUAUUUCUGGUUCAAAGCCAGAGAUAUCGGUGCUUUCCAAAGAGAAUGUGUGGAUUACACUUCAGAAGCCUAGAAAGAGCUUUGAGGAUACCAUUAGAACCAUCUUGAUCACAGUGCACUGCCUUCAUGCUUUGAAGAGGAAUCCAGAUACAUCUAGCAAAUCUUUGUGGGAUCUAUUAGCUAAAACCUUUAGCUUGUAUGAAGUGAGGCCUUCCCAGAAUGAUUUGGUGGAUCACAUGUCAUUAAUCGGAGAAGCAGUUAAAAGGGAUGAUAUAUUGGCCAAGUCCCAGUUCUUACUUGCAUUCCUUGAAGAGAAGCCUGUUAAGAGAAUGUCAUGUCAUGAGGAUGCUCAACGUAAUAUGCAGCCAAGUUUUAUAGUUGAUGAUUCAGAUGAUGAAGACAUGGUUGAUGAUGCUGUUGAAGAGGAAAGUGAUGAUGAUGCUGUUGAAGAGGAAAGUGAUGAUGAUGUCUUUGAUUCUGUCUGUGCAUUUUGUGAUAAUGGUGGCAACAUUAUAUGCUGUGAUGGGAGGUGCAUGAGGUCCUUUCAUGCAACUGAAGAGGAUGGUGAUUGUUUCUCGCUCGGUCUCUCUAAAGAAGAAGUAGAUGCAAUUGAAACCUUUAUUUGCAAGAAUUGCGAGUACAAACAGCACCAGUGCUAUGCUUGCGGGAAUUUAGGUUCAUCUGAUCAGUCUUCUGGUGCUGAGGUAUGGGGAUCUACAUGUGAAAGGAAACUUCCUAUCAGUGAUACAAGACGAGGGAAGACGAUAGUUUUUCGUGGGAGUAGGGAGAAUGUUGUAUCAAAGAAGGGAUCUAUGCCAGAUGACCUUCAGGGAAAAUCUGCUGCAAAAGUAUCCAAAUCAUUUGAGAGUCUAAAAUGUGAAAUUGGUAACAUUUCAAGAAACUGUUUGAAUCAAAAAGGAGAAUCUGUCCUCAUGGACAUUGAUAAGACGAUCAAAGUGAAAAAAUCCUCCUUAGUUGGCAAGUCUGCCAUACCAACCAAGAGAUUUGAUCCAAGUAAGAUUUACAAGGAGGAUAGAAGUGGGAUGCUCCUAUUAGAUGCCAAUUCGGAGAGGAGGUUAAUGGACAUGAUGAAAAAUGUUGCAUCGUCAAUUACUUUGGAAGACGUAAUUAAGAAGCACAAAGUCCCAUCUACUCAUGCAUAUUCUUUAAAACAUGUAGUGGACAAGACAAUUAAGAUGGGGAAGUUGGAAGGGUCAGUUGUGGCUGUUCGAGCUGCUCUGCGCAAGCUUGAGGAAGGAUGUUGCAUUGAGGAUGCAGAAGCUGUUUGUGAGCCUGAAGUUCUUAACCACAUAUUUAAGUGGAAGAACAAACUCAGAGUAUAUCUUGCACCAUUUCUGUAUGGCAUGCGCUACUCCUCCUUUGGUCGUCAUUUUACAAAAGUUGAGAAACUUGUGGAGAUUGUUGAUAGGCUUCAUUGGUACAUAGAGAAAGGCAAUACAAUCGUGGAUUUCUGCUGCGGUGCAAAUGACUUUAGUGUUCUAAUGAAGAAAAAACUUGAUGAGACGGGUAAACAAUGCUCGUUUAGAAACUUUGACUUUAUUCCACCGAAGAAUGAUUUCAAUUUUGAAAAAAGGGAUUGGAUGACUGUGCAACCGAAGGAAUUUCCUAAAGGAUCUCAAUUGAUCAUGGGGCUAAAUCCUCCAUUCGGAGUUAAGGCUGCUUUGGCAAACAAAUUCGUUGACAAAGCUCUGGAGUUCAACCCAAAGCUUCUUAUUCUUAUUGUUCCUCCUGAAACAGAGAGGUUGGAUGAAAAAAUGACUCCUUAUGACCUGGUUUGGGAGGAUACUGAGUUUUUGUCAGGAAAGUCAUUUUAUCUUCCUGGAUCUGUCGAUGCUAAAGACAAGCAGAUGGAUCAGUGGAAUGUCAGGCCACCAGUGCUCUAUUUAUGGAGCCGUCGUGACUGGACUCAUAAACACACAGCCAUAGCCCAAGAGCAUGGGCAUCUCUGGCUAAGGAAACAAGCGCAUUCAGAAAAAGAGAAGGCUUCUGAUACUUUAAGAGUGAGGCAACUGGAGGAGUCUGAAAAGGGAAAGAGUUCUGAUUUGUUAAGGCACAGGCAACAAGAGGACUCAGGAAUGGGAAAAGGUUCCGAUAAGGGAAAGAAUUCUGAUUUGUCAAGACACAGGCAACAAGAGGGCUCAGGAAUGGUAAAAGUUUCUGAUAAGGAAAAGAGUUCUGAUUUGUCGACGCAUAGGCAACAAGAGGACUCAGGAAUGGGAAAAGGUUCCGAUAUAUCAAUGCCUAAGCAAUUGGAGUCAGAAAAAGGCGUAAGGUCUAAAACUUCAGCUAAUGAUAUUCAUGAAAAAGAAUCUACUAUACUAGCACCAGAUGAACCAGAAGAUUCAAAGAGCGAAUCAUUUGUCUCUGGAGUUCCUAAAAAUGGAUCCACGAAAACAUGGAAGAGAGAUAGUGACAGAGAGAGUCAUGACAAUCGGGAUAUCCAUCCUAAUCUGUCUCCUGAGGCUCCAAGGAAGAAGAGGCAGCGUUUUGAAGAAAUACCUCGAAGAGGUGAUGGUGAGACAUCAGAAGAGAGCAGCAGACGUAAUUGUAAAAGGCCUUUAACUGAGAUUAAACAGAGACCUCCUGCUUCUCCAAAUGUGAGUGAUCAUACAUCCAGUAAGUCAGUUGAGAUGCCUCCAUAUGCUGAUGUGGAUGGGAUUGGACAUCAUCAACAGUCGGGGUCGACUAUGACUGAGCCAAACACCAACCUCGGAGCUCCUUACGAUGCUGCACAGAUCAGCUUAACUGAUGACAUUACUAGAAAGUACAACCUCAAUGCUGAGGAGUCUUACCCACGUGGGAACACUGGAUGGUCAAAUAAUGCAAGUCCCAUGUAUGAUAUUGGUUCUAGACAUGUUGAGGAACGUAUCGUGGAUCAAAUGGGAGGACGUGUUGGUCUUAAUUAUAAACCCUACUCUACCGGUGUUGACACGUAUAUGAGGGACUCUGAAAUACGGUCACAUAUUCGUCAUUACGGGCACCCAGAUACUGACAAUUUAAGAAGUAAUUAUCAAGUUGGACCUGAUCCUAGGUAUAGUAGGAUUGGGGCAAUCCCAGCUAGUUAUGGGCAUCUGGGUACAUUUUCUGAACCAUCCCGUUGGAUGAACACUUCAGCAACACAACGAUAUGUGCCUCGACUCGAUGAGUUAAACCACACUAGAUUGGGAGGAAUGGGUGUUGCACGUCAGAUGAACGGCGGCAGCACUUUCGACCCUAGAGUGCACACAUCCUCUGGUUUCAGGGGCGUGUCACAGGGGUUCGCACCUGGUCCUCAAUACCCGUAUUCGAACCAAAAUUCAGCUGGUUGGCUUAAUGAAUAGUACAAUACACUUAGCUCUUGCUUGGCCGCCUAACUGGGAUUGUAAAGCAUUUUUUGGCGAACCAAACUACAUUACUUGGUGGAUAGGCCGUAGAAUGAUCUUGUAUAUCCAAGUAGAUGGCAAAUUUAACUUUGUAAGUAUGCUAUAUAUCGGUUGUUUCAAGUAAAAGUCUGUUUAUCUCAAAAUCAGCUCAAUUUUCUACCUUUUUGUUCACGUCUAAAUAUAAAACGGAAUAUUAUUCUCGUCCAAGAAAUUUCAAUUUAGUUUCUUUGUGUUGAA
Messenger RNA from Cucumis sativus (cucumber), 4070 nucleotides. RefSeq names its product protein ENHANCED DOWNY MILDEW 2-like. NCBI's taxonomy places the organism in Eukaryota, Viridiplantae, Streptophyta, Magnoliopsida, Cucurbitales, Cucurbitaceae. The record is from RefSeq and is a predicted model, not a curated record.